CUUACAGGUGGCGGCGCGCGCCGCUCCGUCUUCCAGGUAGGUGUGUCUCGGUGUCCGUCAUGAGCUCGUUCGGGGGGCGAAUGAAGGAGUACCCCACCAUAUCUGUGGACCGCUUCGACCGGGACAACCUGCACGCCAAAGCCUACUUUCUGUCCCAUUGUCAUAAAGAUCAUAUGAAGGGUCUCAAGGGACCUCUGCUCAAGAGGAAAUUAAAGGUCAGUUUAACAGUAAAGUUAUACUGUUCACCUGUGUCCAAGGAGCUUUUGCUGAGCAAUCCCAAGUAUGGGUUCUGGGAAAAACAUAUUGUUGCCCUCGAACUGGAAAGUCCGACUCAGAUUUCAUUAGUUGACGAAACAUCUGGAGAGAAAGAAGAUAUUGUAGUGACACUGCUGCCAGCUGGCCAUUGUCCAGGGUCAGUCAUGUUCCUGAUAGAGGGCAACCAGGGAACCGUGUUGUACACGGGAGAUUUCAGACUCGCAAAAGGGGAGGCUUCUCGCAUGGAGUUCUUACACUCAGGUGGCAGGGUGAAGGACAUUCGGAGUGUUUACCUGGAUACGACUUUUUAUGCUCCCAAGUACUACCAGAUACCAAGCAGGGAAGCGUGUUUGAAUGGGAUUCGGGAGCUGGCGAGGAGCUGGAUCACCCAAAGCCCUUACCAUGUAGUUUGGCUGAACUGUAAGGCUGCGUAUGGCUAUGAAUAUCUCUUCACCAAUCUCAGCGAAGAGUUUAAUUCUCAGAUCCACGUGAACAACUUGGACAUGUUCAAGAAUAUGCCCGAUAUCCUUUGUCAUGUGACCACCAACAAAGCAACACAGAUCCAUGCGUGCAAGCAUCCCAAGGACGAGGAGUUCUUCAGAGCCAGCAGGCUGCCAUGUGGACCCAAAGCACCUGAUGGCACACCUCUUCAAAUCAUAAGCAUCAAACCAUCCACUAUAUGGUUUGGGGAGAGGUCCAGAAGAACAAAUGUUGUUGUGAAGACAGGUUCGAGUUCUUACAGAGCAUGUUUCUCCUUCCAUUCAUCUUACUCCGAGAUCAAAGAUUUCCUUUCGUAUAUAUGUCCUAUCAACAUAUAUCCUAAUGUUAUUCCAGUUGGUAAAACUGCAGAGGAAGUCAGAGAAAUAUUAACACCUAUGUGCCGUGAAUAUUGCGGAAGACCUGGCAUCGUCUAUAAACCCCUUGGGACUCUUAAGAGAGCAAAAGUUGAAUAUGCAGAGAGUGACUCUGCCAGUGACAGUGAGCUCUUUGACGAUGAAGAUCUCACUCCUCAGAGAAGGAAGCGUCCUGAGAGGAGGCAGUUUAAAACUCCGAAGGCCCCAAGUCCAGAAAGGGGGCUUGUCUCAAACUGCUCCCAGCAGGAGACUCAACUGGAGCUGCAGCCUGACCAUAUGAUGAACUAUGUGGACUGCACAGAAUCCAAUGAUGAUGACGAGGAGGAGGAGGAGAAGGAGGAAGAGGAAGAGUAUUCGGCUUUUCUGGAGGUCAAACGAGUGUCCGUCUCUGAGGGAAACGCUGCCAGCUGCCGCGUGGACCAGGGUGAAGCAAGCGAUGCCAGUGCCACACAUGGACCUCCAAGGUGGGACGCCUUCUUCAAAGCCGAACCUGUGCUGACAGAUGAGAGCUCAGAGGUGGAGAACAGCCAGAACAGCGUGGUGCAGUCGGCGGCAGCGUCGGGGGGGGCGCAGUCGCACACACCCAGUCUGUCCGAGGACUCGGACGACGACUCCACCCACAUCUCCUCCCAGUCAACCCACAUCUCGGACCCGAGUGCUGAAAGUGGGAGCCAGGGCCUGCUCUUGUCACUGUCCCAGUAGGGAACGGGGAGUAGAUCUGGUGUGUGUCCUCAGCAGAGGAGAGCAUUGAAUCAUGAAAGACUGGGACAUGGGGGACGUGGUUUGGCUUCAGUUACUGCAGUAUAUGGUGGAAACCUCAUUUUUCCGUUGUGCUUUGAUUGUAAUAAUUCAGAUUACUGGUUUUCAUAAACCUUUUUUCGGGUUCAGCAUGUAGCAUAGGGCUUCAGGACAAGGACUUAAAAGUUGUAGGUACCAACCAUACCUGUGGCUGCUGUAGUACUCUUGAUCAGGGUACUUAACUUAUACACUGCAAUAAUACCCUGCUGUAUAACAGGGUAAAUCAUUGGAAGUAGCUUAAGGUAAAAGCAUCAUGUAAGCACCCAAUAAUGAUAAGAAUAUACCUCAGGUGAAGGAAAUGAAAUGUCUGCAAAAACUGGCGGAUGAUCAUGUGUUUGUGAACUCAGGAGCUGCGGGAAAAAAACCAGGUCAUUUCAACCUGGACACUCACUUUAAUGUUCCAUUUCCUUUUUGACAACUGCUCACAUAAAAUCACUCAGGAACUGUAUGCAUUUUUAAACCUUCUGUGUAUACUUGUUUGUUCAAAUCAUUCUAUGGCUGCAUUGAGUAUUAUUAAUGCCAUUGGAUGUCAUCGGCUUUGCAUCAGCAUUUUUUUUCAUUUUAUAUAGGUUAUAAAAAUCCAAAGCCUUUAUACACUAUAUUCACUUUAACAUUUUCAUCAGUUGUCUUGUGUAAUUUUUUGCUUGUGUUACAAAUAAUUUUAAAAUCCACUAUUGUAACUUACAGCAUAAUUCAUUACCAUGGACAUAUGUUUUGGGUUAUUCUCCAGCACAUAUUUUUGAUCACUCUACUGUUAUCUGUCGCUUUGUGGUUUUGUGAAUUGCUGCUGUUAUUUCUGGUGUCACCUCCAUUAUCUCUUUCAACCGUUCUUUUGUAUUCAGGGGAGCUCCUACUGCAAACCUGCUGGUUACUGACCUCCCCGGCACAUUCUCUCUGUACUUCUCUCAUUGUAUUUCUCACUGUUCUUCUUUUGUGCAAAUACAUUAAAAAAGAUAAAUAUUUGUGACUAAUUGUUGUUUUGAAAAAUAAUGAAGGGCUUUUAUUGGAACCUUUACUGAUGAACAAUGUGAUACUCUAAACUAGACAAAAUAA
This is a messenger RNA of Scleropages formosus (Asian bonytongue), 2960 nucleotides long. Its product is annotated as protein artemis-like. NCBI's taxonomy places the organism in Eukaryota, Metazoa, Chordata, Actinopteri, Osteoglossiformes, Osteoglossidae. The coding region runs from base 60 to 1811 and encodes 583 amino acids. The record is from RefSeq and is a predicted model, not a curated record. The transcript is spliced from 14 exons. Gene Ontology annotation, molecular function: 5'-3' DNA exonuclease activity; damaged DNA binding. Gene Ontology annotation, biological process: interstrand cross-link repair; double-strand break repair via nonhomologous end joining; telomere maintenance.